Messenger RNA from Taeniopygia guttata (zebra finch), 4206 nucleotides. The record is from RefSeq and is a predicted model, not a curated record. NCBI's taxonomy places the organism in Eukaryota, Metazoa, Chordata, Aves, Passeriformes, Estrildidae.
GCUUCUCCGCCACCGCGCCCCGUCCCGCCCGCAGCGGCCUGGGGAGAAGUAGGGGAGGUACGCGUGUCACCCCCCCGCUCGCCACGGCGUGGUCGGCCCCGCGGCGCGCGGCGCCCCCUGGCGACGGCGGCGUUGCCGGGCGGGGCUGAGGCCGCCCAUGGCCGCGGCCGGGGGCCAUGGCGGAGCCGCCUCACAGAGCCGCCGCUCCGCGGGGCCGCGCCUGGCAGCGCCGCGGCUCCGCGCACACCGCUGAGGACUGCACGGACCCCUCCGGUUCGGGCACGGACCCCUCCGGUUCGGGCACGGACCCCUCCGGUUCGGGCACGGACCCCACCGGUUCGAGCACGGAGCCCCCCGGUUCGGGCACGGAGCCCCCCGGCCACGCUCGCUACGGUUUGGGCACGGAGGCUCCCGGAGCGCAGGAAGACACGGAGCCCCCCGGCCCCGCUAGGGACGGGCCGGGCACGGAGCCCCCCAGCCACGCUCACAGCGGUUCGGGAACGGAGCCCCGCUGCCCGCAGGAGGACGCGGAGCCCCCCGGCCCGCGGGAACACACGGAGCCCCCCGGCCCGCAGGAACACACGGAGCCCCCCGGCCCGCAGGAACACACGGAGCCCCCCGGCCCGCAGGAGCACGCGGAGCCCCCCGGCCCGCAGGAACACGCGGAGCCCCCCGGCCCGCAGGAACACACGGAGCCCCCCGGCCCGCGGGAACACACGGAGCCCCCCGGCCCGCAGGAACACGCGGAGCCCCCCAGCCCGCAGGAGGACGCGGCUCCCCCGCCGGGCCCGGAGCUGUCGCUGGUGCCGCCGGAGCUCCGCGCGCGGCUGCUGGACCGGCGGGACUACCGGGGCCGCGCUCAGGCCGUGGAGCAGCUGCGGCGGGCGCUGGAGAGCUGCAGCCCCGCCGCGCUGGGCGCCGCGCCCGCCGCCGCGCUGCUGGGGCUGAUCGCGCUGCUGGACGCGCUGCUGCACGACCCCAACUUCGCGGUGGCGCGGGGCGCGCUGGAGGCCACCCGGCUGCUGGCGCUGCGCCUCGGCCGCCGCGUCCCCGCCGUGCUGGCCCCGCUGGUGUGCGCGGCCGCCCGGGCGCUGGGGGACGCGCAGCCGGCCAUGCGGCGGGACGGCGGGCGGCUGCUGCUGCGGCUGAUGGCGGCGGCGGGCCCGCGGGCCGUGCUGCGCCUGCUGCUGCAGGAGCGGCUGCUGCGGCACCGCAGCGCCCGGCUCCGCGAGGAGCUGCUCAACACCUGCACCGCCGCGCUGCUCGCCUACCCCGCCGCCGAGCUGGACCUGCCGCAGCUGGCGGCCGCGCUGGCACCGGCACUGCUGGAUACCAAGCGCAGGGUCCGGCACGCCGCCAUGGAGGCGCUGGCCGCGCUGGCCGCCGCCCUGGGCCCCGGCAACGCGGGCGCGCUGCUCCGCGCCCUGGACGCGCUGGAGCUGCGGGCCGGCGGCGCGGGGGUGGCCGACGCCGUGCGGGCCCGGCUGGCCAGGAAGGCGCUGCCCCGGCUGGGCGAGCGGGGGCUGGUGGAGCACGGCGUGCCCCUGCCCUCCUCCGGCCGCUGCCGCGGCACCUGCCCGCCGCCCGCCGCCGACACCGAGUGGCUGCUGAUGGGCAGCAGGAGCCGCAGCGCGCACGGCCGCUGCGGGCACCCCGCCUGCCGCGAUGCCCCGCACGGCCCCGCCGCUGCCCAGCGCGGAGCCAGCCCCAGGAGGGUCCUGAGCGCCGGCAGAGCGCUGAGAAACAAGCUGCCCUGGGAGAACGAGCCCGCUGCGGACAGAGAAGGAGGCUCGGGGGUGAGGAUGCCUGUCACCAAGGGUGUGGAGCAGCUGGCCGAUGGUUUCCUGCACUCCCCGAAGCUGCAGCCCUCGCAGGGAAGCCCAGGCAGUGAGGAGCUGCUUUUCAGCAGGAGCAGAGCUUCCAGGGCUUUACUGCAGCCCGGCGUGGAGCUGAACUCGGAGCUCUCUGCCCUUGGUGCUGGUGCUCUGGGCUCUCAGCAGCCCCAGAUUUCAGGGAAAUGUGGGACACUUGGAUACCCACAGGCACGUGGGAAGAGUGGCAGUGUGGGCUCUGAUCUGCAGUUUUUGGGACUGAGUAACUGUCAGCAGGACAAAGUUUGUUCCAGCCUCAGUUUUUCCAGCAAGACUCAGAGAAGUUUUUGCACUCAGGCAGAGCCCACCAUGUCCUUCCAAGGUCCCAGUGCCAGCCAGGGCACCUUCAUCCUGCCCUCCUUCCCCCUGUCAUCCCCCAGGAACGGCCCCAAGCACCUCUCAGCUCCUGCUGCCCCUGCAGGGAAGUCCCAGGAGGAUCCCAGGAGCCUCUCCAGUUCCUGGCCUCUCAAAAGCUUCCAGGGGCUGCCUAAGCCUGGUUGCCAGAAGCAGCUGCUCAACCAAAAGCCAGGAGACAACACAGGGGACAGCCUGCUGGAGAAGCCCCCCCUGCAGCUGGAGAAGGCCCCCCUGCAGCUGGAGAAGCAUUCCCUGCAGCUGGAGAAGCCCCCCCUGCAGCUGAGGAGCGCCCUGGGCAGGGCCCUGGGGCUGCGGGGUGCCCGGCCCGUGCCCCCCGUGCCCCCCAUCCCUCCCGGCAGCAGGGAGGGCACGGAGCUGGCAGCGGGGCUGGCAGAGCUGCGCCUGCAGCCUGAGGAGGUGGACCAAGAAGAGAUGCAGAAUUCCCUGCGGUCCCUGCGGAACAGCGCGGCCAAGAAGAGGGCAAAGCUGAGCAGCAGCAUCGCCGACCUGGAGAGCCCCGACUCUGGGGUGAAACUCGAAUUUUCCGGGGACUGCCCCUCCCAGGGCUCCUCCCCCACCGGCGACAGCGAAAUCUCCAGCCAGGAAUCCCUGGGCUCCCCCGUGGCCACGCUGCCCCCCAGGAGGAGAGUGAUGUCAGACACUUUUCCAGCACUUGGCAGCAAAUCCCAUCCUGCAAAAGUAUCUCCAGCAAGGCCCAGAGACACAGAGGGGGCAGAGCAUCCCCCCAGCACAGGCCCUGCAGAGUCAGUGCCUGGUUUUGCACCCAAGAACCAUCUGGGUUUCACAUCUGAAGACGUUGCUGUUGUUGGCAAAGGUGUUUUUGGGAGCCCUCCUGCCCCAGCUCCCAGCCAGUCCAUGCCCUGUGUGGCCAGUGGGGAUGCCCAGGGUGCCAGGGAGGGGGCAGAGGCAGCCCCAGGGAGAAGCUUCCAGCAGAACAGCCCUUCCCAUUCCCGCUGCCACGCAGGGAAUGAAGGAGAGAUAAAAGUGACCUUGUCAAAAUCUGCUCAGGAGAAGCUGAGGAGGAAGAGGAAAGAAGACAAAGAACACAACCAUAAAGAGCAGCAGGAAGGCAAAGACGUGGAAGGGAAGGAAGAAUUCCCUUGGGAAAGGAUUAGACUGAGUAUGAGUGAACCAGAGAAACUCACAGCAGAAAGGUUUAAUCUCUGUGGGGAUUUACUGACAUCGCCAAGAAAUGGAUCUUUGUCCUUAGAAAAUGUGGCCUUGAACCCUCCCCUGAAAAGAACAUCCAGUUUGAAGAGGUCAAAGUGUUCAUCCUUGCUAGAUUCUGGUGAGCCGUGUCCCCGGGGCCGCUGCCGGGAGCCGCGGGUGCCGCAGAGCCCCGAGGUGCUGGACCCCUCCGAGCUGCAGCCGCUGGCCCGGCCCGAGCCCGCGCUGGCCACGGCGCUGGCGCUGCUGGCUGAGCACGACUGGGAGAAGAAAAUUGAAGGUCUGAACUUUGUCAGGUGCUUGUCUGCCUACCAUGCCCCUAUUCUGACUGCAAAGCUCCACGAAACAACUCUGGCUGUGGCUCAAGAGGUCAAGAAUUUACGCUCAGGUGUUUCUCGAGCUGCUGUGGUCUGUUUAGGGGAUUUGUUCACCCACCUGAAAAAGAGCAUGGAUCAAGAAGUAGAUAAUGCAGUAAAAGUCCUUUUGCACAAAGCUGGGGAAUCCAACACUUUUAUAAGGGAAGAGGUAGACAAGGCACUGAAGGCCAUGGUUAAUAAUGUGACUCCAGCACGUGCACUUUGUUCUCUUAUAAAUGGAGGGCAAAGGUAAUUCCUAUAAAGACUUUAUAAAGAAUAUUGUGAAUAGAAUAAACUUAUCAAAUGUAGGCUUUUUAACAUCAAAUCAGAGUGCAGUAGACAGAAAUUUGAAAACCAGUAAAUCAGCUGUGCUAAAUCUCUACCCAGGGCAAUGUUUGUUGGCAUAAAUUGAAUUAAAGCCUCUCUGUUCCUUU